AAGACGAAGCGCAAGCUAUUCUAGACGGCCUGGGCUCGACUUCUAGCACCUGCAUGUGGCUCGCCACCGCCUGUAACACGGCUCUAAGGGAAUCCCGGUCUCCGUGCGUACUGCGAGCACCGAUUCCACAAAACACCCAUGCACAUCACAAAGCGCAGACCCAAAACCUUCAUGCCUUUUCUGAGGCAGGGAAACUGAGGCUCUAGUGUCCGAAGGGGCUACUCAAGCGCCGUUGGACAGUCCUGGCGAGGGAGUGCGACACUGCAACUGUCGUCAGGGAGGCGGAUCUCCCACUGCUGAUUUGAGGAGGACUCCGGCAUAGCCUCCACGACCCGGAGGCCGAUCUCCCAAGCGUGCUGCCUCCACCGGUUUCCACAGGUUCCUGCUGUCCCUCCCCGACACGUCUGCGCGCGCCAGAGGUCCGCCGGCUGGGCACCUGGUGCUGGUAACUCAAACCUGGGCGGUGCCAUGGAGGCCCCGGCGCCCCAGCCAGUGAAGCAGGAGAACCUCGCCGUGGAGGCUCUGACGCUUGACUCCCCGUGGCACCGCUUCCGCCACUUCCACCUGGGCGAUGCAGCGGGGCCACGCGAGGCCCUGGGGCUGCUCCGUGCCCUGUGCCGGGACUGGCUGCAGCCGGAAGUGCACACGAAGGAGCAGAUGCUGGAGUUGCUGGUGCUGGAGCAAUUCCUGAGCGCCCUCCCUGCAGACACCCAGGCGUGGGUAUGCAGCCGCCGGCCCCAGAGCGGAGAAGAGGCUGUGGCGCUGCUGGAGGAGCUCUGGGGCCCGGCAGCCUCCCCAGAGCGCUCAUCAGCAAUGAGGGCACCUCGGGAUCUGACAGAAGGCCCGGGGCUCAGUGUUGGAAAGGAAGAAAGUGGGGUAAUUCCCUUAGGAACCGAUGCCGCCUCCGGGACAGAGGUGCCUGCCACGGGGAACGGCGAGGCCACGCGCCCGUACAAGCAGGAGCCGGGCAGCCCUCCGCCAGCUCCGCUGGUACCCGUCCUCCCUGCCUUCCUGGUGGCCCCAGGCACCGUGUCGUGCCCAGAAUGUGGCAAGUCUCCCCUGAAGCCAGCGCAUCUGCUGCGCCACCGGCAGAGCCACUCAGCCGAGAAGCCGCACGCGUGCCCGGAGUGCGGCAAGGCUUUCCGGCGCAAGGAGCACCUGCGGCGCCACCGCGGCACGCACCCUGGCAGCCCGGGGCCCGCGCUGCGCCCCCUGCCUGCGCGCGAGAAGCCGCAUGCGUGCUGCGAGUGUGGCAAGACCUUCUACUGGCGGGAGCACCUGGUGCGCCACCGCAAGACGCACUCUGGCGCGCGGCCUUUCGCCUGCUGGGAGUGUGGCAAGGGCUUUGGGAGGCGUGAGCAUGUGCUCCGCCACCAGCGCAUCCAUGGCCGGGCGGCUGCCGUAGCGCAAGGGACUUCUGCACCGGGGCCAGAGGGUGGCGGUGCCUUUCCGCCCUGGGCUCUGGGGUAGCUGCGGUUCUAAUCACCUGCUGCAGGGCGUCAUCCCCUUAGAGUCCUCCCAACUGCUUCCCUUUCUAGCCCCGUAUCCGCUCCUUCCUCCCCUCUGGAAUUCUCAGCUUGCACCCGCCCCUGUGAAAUACCCUUCUCUCCCUCCCUCAUUCCGUCCUCUUUUUCAUGGAGAAGAGACUUGUCCCAGGACAUCCUUCACAUGGGAAAAGGGGCUCAGGGGAGGAGCAGAGCCCCCACCCCUCCCAAGGAAGGUGAUCUUGACUUCGAACCCCAGAAGAGAGUUGGGGCCAACGGAGAGAGGAGGCCCAGACCCGGAUCUGGUUCUCUCCAUGGCCCAAAGGAACGAGGUGGGGAGAGGUACCGAGAGCUUGUCCCAGACGGCAGGUCACCAGCAUCUGAGAGAGUAAUAAAGUGACUGACUCAGUG
This is a messenger RNA of Apodemus sylvaticus (European woodmouse), 1895 nucleotides long. Its product is annotated as zinc finger protein 444-like. The transcript is spliced from 5 exons. The record is from RefSeq and is a predicted model, not a curated record. Gene Ontology annotation, biological process: regulation of transcription by RNA polymerase II. NCBI's taxonomy places the organism in Eukaryota, Metazoa, Chordata, Mammalia, Rodentia, Muridae. The coding region runs from base 469 to 1470 and encodes 333 amino acids. Gene Ontology annotation, molecular function: RNA polymerase II cis-regulatory region sequence-specific DNA binding; DNA-binding transcription factor activity, RNA polymerase II-specific.